Molecule: messenger RNA, 2521 nt
Organism: Chlamydomonas reinhardtii
Lineage: Eukaryota; Viridiplantae; Chlorophyta; Chlorophyceae; Chlamydomonadales; Chlamydomonadaceae
Exons: 9
Coding region: 68-2017 (649 amino acids)
Biological process (GO): vesicle-mediated transport
Cellular component (GO): Mon1-Ccz1 complex; intracellular membrane-bounded organelle
Source: RefSeq, a predicted model, not a curated record
GUGGAAAUAGCGAUCUGACUCAAGUUGCGCACACCGGGGGACCGUGUCGGGGCCUCUGGGACUAAGGAUGCAGUCCCAAAAUGCUCCCGCGAGCCCUGUCGCCCAGUUCUUCAAGACCACGAACCUGGUCUUGACAGUCUUUGACACUCGGCGGGGACAAUGCGAGGGCGAGGAGCAUGAGAAGCUGCUUUCGUUCUUCCCGACGGUCGCGCCCGUCAACGUGCGCACGUCCAUCGUGGGGCUGGCCCAGGCUGUGGCCUCGUUUGCGGACACGCUGACGCAGGACGGCUGCCGCUACAAGUCCAUGGUGGCAGAGACCAACAAGUGGGUGAUGCUGGAGGUUGAGCCGGAGGUUUGGAUCAUGGCGGUGGUGCGCAAGUCCUGGGCCAGCGGCACCGCCACCGACGCCGCCUUCCGCUCGCUACUGACCGGCCUGUACGACGUGUUCGUGCUGCUGCACGGCCGCAUCGGCACGCUGCUGGAGCAGGACCCCACCGCCUUCACGGUGCGGCGGGUGCUGCAACCACUGCUGGACGAGGCCGGGGCCAGGCUGCUGCGGCCCGACGCCGCCGCCGGCCGCGAGCCGGGCGGGCUGUUCAGCUGCCUGGCCAACCCGCUGGCGCCGCACGCGUCCGGGGCGGCGGCGGCGGUGCCGCUGCUGCCCACCUCGCACGGCACCUUCCUGGCCGUACAGUGUCUGGUCAACCAGCUGCUGGUGGCUUCCUUCUACGGGUCUCGUCUGGUGGCGGGCUGCGUGGUGCUUUGGUCUGGUCUGCCGCUGUGGAGCACGCUGGGCCCACGGGACACGUCGGCGCUGGUCACGCUGGCGGGCCGGGCGUUGGUGCCGGCGGCGCGCGCGGCGCAGCGGGCUCGGCCCGGCGGCGCCGGCACCUCGCUCGUGCUCGGCGGCGUCGGAGGCGGCGUGGUGGGCGGCGGCGCCGGCGGCGAGACCGCGCAUGAGACGCUGCUGUGCCCGCUGCAGUGGCGCGCCGGCGGCGGCAUCCAGGCCGGCGUGCCGCCGUCGCCGGCGGUGGCAGCCGCCGCCGCGGUGGGCGGCGGUGGCGGCGUGCCGCAGCUACCUGUGUCGUCGUCCGCCGCCGCGGGGCCGUCAGCGGCGUCGCCGUCGGGCGGCGCAGCCGCCGGUGCUGGAGGUGGCGGCGGCGGCGGCGGCGGCAUUGGCACUCCGCUGCCUCCCUUCCUGAGCUGUUUCCUGCGGCCGCGACUACGUGCGUCCAUGUAUGCGCCGGGCGGGGCGGCGCUGGCGCUGCCUAUGGACUCGGUGCUGCCCAUGGCGCACGUGUGGCUGAGGGGCUCCUGCGAGUGGGCCCAGCUGCUGCCGUACCACCGCGGGCAGCUGCUGGUGCUGGCGCUGCUGCAUGACGGCCCGCCGCCCGCACCCGAGGUGCUGGCGGCGCUGGCGGCGGUGCUCAACCGCGGCGCGGGCCCGGCGGCGGCGGCGCUGGCGGCGGAGGUGCCGGCGCGCAGCAGUGCGGUGUGGCACGAGAAGGGGCAUCGCUACUGCUACACGGACGCGCUGAGUCACGGCACCAGGUACUCCCCCGCCAAGAAGGUGCAGACGCUGUCCGCCUCCUGCCUCCGACACCUGGCGCACCUGCGCAGCAAGAUGGACGAGUGGGAAACCACACGGCUGCAACAACAGCAGCAGCAACACCACCAACAACAGAAACAGCAAGAAGCAGGCACGAGCGGGACCGCCGGCGGCUCCGCCGCUAGCUCCGUCCUCGACGGCACCUCCGACGUCGAAGACGCCGACGGCGGCGGCGGAGCCGCCGCCGCCGCCUCCGGCGGCCUGUUGGGCGACGCCGGGGAUGCGGAGUUGGUGGUUCGUACGGCGCAUGACGCGUGGCUGGUGCUGCGGUCCGCCGCCGGCGGGCGGCGGCUGUACACGGCGGCGGAGCAGGGGCUGCAGGGGCCGGAGCUGAGCCUGGCGGGCGCGGCGGCGGCGACCGAGGUGCUGUGCGACCGGCUGUUCCCGGGCGUGUUCGUGCAGCCAUGACAGCCAUGAGGCUGGGAGGACGUGGGUGCGUGAGGGCGGGCCGGUGCGGGGGGUUGUAAGUACCGGUGCGGGGAGGGGGCGCCAUCCCUGGAGCCGUGUUGCGAGCGGAGACGGUCGAAAGAAGGCUUGGAGCGCCAGGCGAGCUGCCAGGGAUGCGCUACACCAGCUGACGUGAGUGCAGCGAGGUGGCGACCCUCCUCCUGGGUUGUUGGGCUUGGGCGCAGGGGUGGUACGGGUGGAGGCUUCAGCGCGGCGGCGGCGGCAGCGGCGGCGGCGGCGGCGCAGCGCUGUGGCCUGUGGGGCAGACCAGGCCGCCAUGCAUGGGCAAGGGCAUGCUGGACGGCGGUGUUGGCUGUUGCGAUGGCGGCGAGAGCCAGGGGGGGCCCAGCGCUGAUGGUGGCCACUUCGUCGCCCGCUUAGAAGCGGGCGUAGGCGGGGGUGUAGCCUUUGGCGGGGGCUGGCUGGCGCAGUGAUGCACGUGACCGGGCCGUGGACUGGAUGCAU